UGACAGUUGGGCAGUUGUUAGGCGUUCUUGAAGACAGAAGGAGUUGGCCCUUUUUACAGAGCUCAUAUCUGGCAAGAGAAACCACCCCUGGAAACAGAUUGCUGCUGAAGUCUCAAACUGCUGUUGUGAGUCAACCCUGCAUGGAAGAUACCUCCAGGAGAGGGAGAACAACAGUAAGAAGAAGAACCAGUGGUGGAGAAAAUAUGGGCAAAGGCCAGCUUGGAGGAAGGGCCUCUUGGGAUAUCUAAUUCUUUCUAUCCUCUGGCAAGAGUAGUUUUGGGGUGUGGACAGUCACAGAGGUCCCUGCUCAGCUAUGAAGAUCACUGGGUGAUCAUGGACACUGCCUUUUCCCCAAGGCGACAUUUUUGGAUGGGAAGUAUAAUGAUGGAAGAGCCAUGGUGGAAAGGGGACCUUGCUGCAGAGAUUCAUCGAACUCUGAGGCUGAAGGAGCUGAAACUGCCUGUGUACAAUGCCCAUUCUCCCCAAAUCAGGAUGCGACGUUAUUUUGCUGACCUCUUGGCUAUCCUUAGCAGCCGCUGCCAGCUCUGUCCCACAGCCCGGCACCUUGCUGUCUACUUGCUGGACCUCUUUAUGGACCGCUAUGAUAUCUCUGUCAAACAGCUCUACGUCAUCUCAAUUGCUUGCCUUCUCCUUGCAAGCAAAUUUGAAGAAAAGGAGGACAAAGUGCCAAAACUGGAGCAGCUGAACAGCUUUGCUUACAUGUGCAGCCUUAACCUGAUACUAACAAAGAAAGACCUGCUAAAGAUGGAACUGCUGAUCUUGGAAAGCUUCAAUUGGAACCUGUGUCUACCAACUCCUGCACACUACAUCGAUUACUACCUCUUUGCCUCAGUCAGUGAGAAUGACCUUCACAAUGGCUGGCCGAUCACAUCCAUGACCAAAGUCAGAGCUUUCAUGGAAAAAUACUCUCACUAUUUCCUUGAAGUCUCCCUGCAAGAUCACAUUUUUCUCUCCUUUCGGCCUUCUCUGGUUGCUGCUGCUUGUGUGAGUGCUUCACGCAUCUGCCUUGAGAUUUCUCCUUCUUGGACCACACAGCUCCAACUGCUGACAUUUUAUUCCUGGGAGCAACUUGCUCCAUGCAUUGAACUGAUGCUCAUAGCUCACGAUAAGGACCUCAGAGAAGCCAAUAAGGAAAAGGAUCGUGUGGUGUUUUUGCAGCAGCAGCAAGCUGUGGGAAGCCUAGCCCUCCAAGCCCCUACUCAAGUUCUCUUCCAGCAGUCGCGGUAUCCUCCCCUCGCUCAGCAUUCAAGAGUCCUCUCUCAGUUCCGCUCUCCAAUACAGGAUCUGUGUUCUGCUUACCGAGAUUCCUUGCAAGCUCCUCGGCCUAGUGGCCUUGCCUCAGGGAGUAGUGGUGGUGCAUUGCAUUCAUACUCGAGGCUACAGGCCAGCUUUCAGCCCAUCUUGCAAGCCGUGUCAAUUCAAGGGCCUAUCACUAUGCAGGUAGCCAUUUCCACAGAGCCUAGGCACUGCCUCUCUCUGACCUACGGCAGUAGCUAUUUCAGUGGGCAUCAUUUGUACACAGCAGGCUGUUUCGAUGGGUGACUGCAAAGGAAUCUAGCAAGAGAAAAUCGGUACAUGUUGGAAGCAAAACCUCAAUGGUAGUAAACUAAGUUGCACCUGCCAGAGGGGGAAAGAACAGGAUUCCAUGAUAAAACAGCCUGGCAAGAAUUGAUUGAAACUAGUUUUUGGUUUAAAAGAUGGGCGCCUUUCCUGCAAGAAUUGACUUAAGAGGCAAAACUUUUGAGGGGGGCAGAGAAGAAUGCAAAAUGAUAUACCUCAACAUUCAAAAUGCUACUUUUUCAGUUGUCAAGAGGCGCUGGUGAUCCAAGUGGUGAAGGUGGGGCUACAUAUCUCUUCUCUCCUCCCACUUUAGUAUAGCUCCUUACAAAAGGCUCCAAUUAACUGGACAAUAAUGCAGUGAUUUAAAAAUGUUACUAUGAGUAAGGGAAGCUAGAGCAAUGUCUGGGCAUCAGAUGUUCUUGUAAGAUGACUCACCUGUGAAUGUGUUUACAGUAGAAACUCUUAACACUGGAACUUUUUGUUGACACUAAUAAGACUUGUUCGUUCUUGAUACCUCUCAAGUUGUCUCUACAAGUCUGUGGAAAACUUAAUGAAGAAUGUUCCGUGCCUUGUUUUGACUGAACAUUUCAUAGAUCGAGACAUUAAACUAACACAAAUGUAGAGAAUCAUCAGCCACUUUCGCCUUAAACUCUCUCUUGAAAUUUGGUGAGGCAUUGCUAUACAAAACAUCAUUUUGGGCCUGACGUUCAUAGUAUUUUUCUUAAAAUGCUAUUUUACAUUACCUCAACACUUAAAAUGCUGCUGCCUUAAGCAAUUAAAUAUCAUUUGUUAGAGAAACAUAGUUUACAAGUUAUAUCAGGGAUUAAUGUUUACUUGAAAAUAAUUCAUUGAAGAAAAAUUCCUUAUUUUGAGGGAAUUGCUGCCUUUUAGUGUAAUAUGCUAGAUCUUGCAAUCUGAGUUAGUAAAUCUAUAGGUGGAAAGACAUGUAUGUAAAAGGAGUGUUUUAAAAGAAAAAGAACCACUUUAAGAUUAAGGUAAGGGAGUCUAAAGUAAUGUUGGAAACUGGUCAGACCCAUUGUAAGGUUACAGUCUUUGAACUACUAACUCUCUGGAGUAACCCUAUAGAUGUUGAGGGUGGAUUGCUGUGCAUUACAGCCUAUGAAGACAAUGCAAAGUAACAUAAGGUCACAGCUUUCUUUAAGUCCUGCAGAUGUACUGAUAACUUUGAAUGUCCUGGUCAAAGAGUGAGAGAUUAUUUCUCCUAUAUUACAUCCAAAGGCUGGCUUCUCCUAUACUUCCCGUUCUAAACACAUCAGGUGGAAGUGGGACUGGAACCACACAAUAUGAGAAAAGCAAAGGGUUUCCAAACCUGUGUGUUCCUUGCAAGGUAAACAUGGGACUGGGGGGAAAGGAAGACUAGGCAGGGAGGGUUACUUCCCUCAUCAACCAAUUUCCGCCUAUAAAUGCCUCUCAAGGCCCUUUUUGUGUGUGUGUGUUUGUGGUGUUCCUCAGCUCAGCUGGUCUCCAAAUCAUAGCUGAGAAGUAAAAUGGCCUGGGAGGUGGGGAGGGUGGUUUCAUUUGCACAGGAAAAUUGAUGGAUGUGAGGAGGGAUAAAAGAUCCCUCCCAUCACUGAUUCUCCCAUAAAGAUGCCUGUUCCACCCCACAUUUAUAUUACCUCAAAUGCGGGUUUGAGAACAACUCAUUUGCCAAGAGAGCAUGCGGCACUGCCCCAAGUCCUAUCGAUUCAAUCAAAUUUAGGGCCAAACUAGAUGUAACUUGGUUGUUCUGCCCUGUGUUUUUUGUUAGUCAGUAGCAUCUGCAGAAGGACCAUGGGGUUAGGGUUGCAUUUGCCCCCACUGCAGUAUGAUACAGGGCUGCCAUAGCUGCUAUUUACAGAUGCAACAAGUCCCCAAUGUGCAGAGCCAGAUGACUGAAAUUGAUUCUGGUUUGGCCCUUAGUUCCACUUAAGUGUACUCCAGGAUCAUGGCCUGAACAGUUUGGGUGAGAUUAAGCUUCAUGCUGGAUUAGUGUGGGGGGUCCAGUUGCUUGAAGACUGCUGGAGUGUGAAAUGCUCAUUUGAGAUGCAGCUAUUGUCCUGUAGUCGCUGAAAGCCAGUAUUGUUUGUGUGGAAGGUUCUCAGGACUGCAAUACAAACUAUGUGCAAUAUGCUUUUAUUCUAUCUGCUGUCCAGUGUGUGGUAGCAGGAUGUUGGUCCUUCUGCUUUAAGUUAUACUUGUUUGGUGAAAAUUAAUUUUUAGCGGGGGGGAAGAAUGGGUUUGUUUUUAGGGCGGGGGGAAAUCUUUCCCUCUUCAGAAGAAGCCUGUUUUGGGGACUGAUGGUGUCUCCAAAGUGUAUUGCAGUCUGGACAUGUCAUAAUUUUAAGGUAAUGUUAUCUGUAGCAAAACGAGUAGAAGAGGGUUGUGUGUAUUUGUUAUAAAUUUUAAGGUAUUUUUGUCAAACAAAACAAUAGUGUAGAAUAUGGAGUUUUCUUUUUACACUUCUUUGUAUUUAUAUGCAACUUAAUAUCUACAAGACCUUGUUUAAGCAGACUUUAACCACCUAAUUAUGUAAAAUACCACUGAGGAAGCUCUGGCUGUAGAAUCCAGUAUGCUUGUUUUUAUUAGGCCCUAUAGAGGAAUCUUUCCCCCCUUAUAUGUUGACAUUUUAAAGUCGCAUUUCCAUCUGAAGAGAGGUUAUUCAAUAAAAAAAUGCAAAACAUGAA
Hemicordylus capensis (graceful crag lizard) is the source of this 4265-nucleotide messenger RNA. It is a transcript of the gene CCNJL, whose product is annotated as cyclin J like. The record is from RefSeq and is a predicted model, not a curated record. Lineage: Eukaryota; Metazoa; Chordata; Lepidosauria; Squamata; Cordylidae. Gene Ontology annotation, biological process: regulation of cyclin-dependent protein serine/threonine kinase activity; mitotic cell cycle phase transition. Bases 334 to 1563 code for a protein of 409 amino acids. Gene Ontology annotation, molecular function: cyclin-dependent protein serine/threonine kinase regulator activity. Gene Ontology annotation, cellular component: cytoplasm; nucleus; cyclin-dependent protein kinase holoenzyme complex. The transcript is spliced from 7 exons.